GCAGGAUUGUGAUGGAAACAUGCACAGCCCUAACCUCUGUACUACGGGAAGAUUACUUGAAGACACCAUCGACUAUCUCUGAGUGGAAGGCUGUUGCUAAAGACUUUGCGGACAAGUGGCACUUUCCACAUUGCUUAGGAGCCAUUGAUGGGAAACACAUAUUCAUUCAACCCCCUGCCAAGAGUGGAAGCAUGUUUCACAACUACAAAUCUAGGUUUUCCAUUAUUCUUAUGGCUGUAGUUGAUGCCAACUACAAGUUCUUGUAUGCCAGCGCUGGGACACAGGGAAGGGUGUCUGAUGCUGGAGUAUUUGCCCAUUCCGACCUGAAACAUGCGAUGGACACAGGCAUGCUGAGCUUCCCCCCUGCUGAUACCUUGCCACACACUGAUGCCAUGAUGCCAUAUAUGUUGGUUGGAGAUGAAGCUUAUCCCCUACGAGCAGAUCUAAUGAAACCAUAUCCUUUACGCAAUCUCAACCAAAAUCAGAGAAUCUACAACUACCGUCUUUCAAGAGCACGGCGUGUGGUAGAAAAUGCUUUUGGAAUUCUUGCUAAUCGAUUCAGAGUAUUCAGAACAACAAUUUGCCUGGAUCCUGACAAGGUUGUCACUAUCCUCUUUGCAUGUCUUUGUUUGCACAACUUCCUCCGCCACCACAGCGCUGAUGCCUAUGUACCACCUGGCUACAUAGACUGCGAAGAUGCCAAUCAUCAGUUGAUGGAAGGAGCAUGGAGAAGGGAGGGAGGGCUUCAGUCUGUUUCCAUGGGCCAAGCUAGGAACCCUUCAGUUGAAGCAAAGAAACAACGAGAUGUCCUUUGCCAGUACUUUGUGUCACCUGCAGGAAGUGUAUCUUGGCAAGAACACAUGGUGUAGGCCAAAGUUAAGACAAAUCUGAUGUGAAUCAAUCGGUAGCCCUAUUGUUUGAGAUAACAGAGGACUGUGUGUGAACUCUUUGACUUCCAGCAACGGGGCUAUGGAUGGAUUCAAACCUCAUUUCUCCUUACUGUGAAGAAUUUUUUUGGUUUAUGAGAAUUUUGAAAUGAAAAUUCACAAAAUGUAAAGAAAGGUUCUUUUUUUCUUUAUUUUUGGAAACACUAACUUGGUAACACAUACUUAAAUAUUUUUUCUUUUUGUAUAAAAACUGAGGUAUGAAAUAAAUAACACAAAUAAUUCCCUUUGUAAUUACUAGCAUAAAUAAAUCUACCUCUGUGGGGCAUCACAACAAUGACUUGUUUUGUGAAAAUAAAAAAAUAUUUUUUUCGAUUCACAGAA
Molecule: messenger RNA, 1268 nt
Organism: Boleophthalmus pectinirostris (great blue-spotted mudskipper)
Lineage: Eukaryota; Metazoa; Chordata; Actinopteri; Gobiiformes; Gobiidae
Exons: 2
Coding region: 12-869 (285 amino acids)
Source: RefSeq, a predicted model, not a curated record